GUUGUAGAUUAAUUUACUAUGCUCAUGGAUCACAUAUCGAACAUCUAUUACAAUAAAUGUAUAAAAAUAAAAGAAUAAGAAACAUUCUAUUUUGUUUCAAAAUAAACUGAACGACCUGUAUAGUGAAAUGGGACCCAGCACGAGUUGCUGAAGAUAUGGAAACGUUGACAAGUAAUGGCAGUUACGUAUUCAACAACGAUGAAUGUUUAACACAAACAAAAAUAAAAAGUUAUUUUUCCCGUUUGGCCGUAAAACAACGAACAAUGCAGCAAGUACUUGAUCAACAAACAACAUCAAAUUCAAUAUCAUCUUCAUCAACAUCUCUUAGUACAAUUAAUACUAAUGAUAUCAAAUCAACGAAUACAAUCAGUAUGGCUGAAUUAAAUGACAGCGAAGAAGCAGAUGAUCGUGAUUUGGAAGUAUACUCAUGGCGUCAAAUGCUUGAUGAAGCACGAAAUAUUCUUGAAAAUUCACCAAUUUCUUCUGCUACAUCAACUUCUUCGACAGUAUCUGAUUCUGCAUCAAGUACACCUUCAACAAAAAGAAAGUCAAAAACUCAUACGUCACAAAGCAACAAAUACAAAAUCAAAUAA
This is a messenger RNA of Rotaria sp. Silwood2, 593 nucleotides long. Lineage: Eukaryota; Metazoa; Rotifera; Eurotatoria; Philodinida; Philodinidae. The record is from the annotation of a GenBank genome assembly.